Paramecium tetraurelia is the source of this 1398-nucleotide messenger RNA. RefSeq lists its product as uncharacterized. Lineage: Eukaryota; Ciliophora; Oligohymenophorea; Peniculida; Parameciidae. The transcript has a single exon. The record is from RefSeq and is a predicted model, not a curated record.
AUGAAUAAAUCCAUCUGCUCACUUCACGACUAAGAGGAAGAAAAGUACAUUUGUGUCCAUCCAAUUUGUCUCAAAAAGGUCGAUAACAAGUUAUGUUGUAUUUAGUGCUACCAUUCCAACCAUAAAAACACCUAAUUGAUUGAUCAUGAUUUUAAGAACAUUUCAGAACUUGAAACAAUUGCUAGUUAAAAUUACUCAAAGUUAAAAGAACAUCUGGAUCACGAAAUUUAGCAGAAUAUAUAGUUACGUACAAAGAUUGAGGAACGAUUAUCGAAUACUUUACUUUCUCUUACUACUUGGUAAAAUAAUUAAAAAAAAAUGUUCAAUGAUAUAACUGAAAACUCCACCUAGAUCUUAAUUCAAAAUAUAAGAAAGGCUGAUACUCUAAUGAAAAGCCAAUCAAUAGACACAUAUAUUUAUUUUUAUAAAUUAAAUCUAUUAGAAAAUUAAAAUUAAAUGUAAGCUAUAAGGGACCAAUCAAUGAGAUAACUAGAAUAUUAGUUAAACUAAAUUGAAAUCAAGAGGGAUAUAUUGAUAAAUUAAAUAAAUUUCAUUUAAAGUGAACAUUUUCUAAGUUUUGCUUAAAUGAAUUACUAAAUAGAAUUAGGUAAUUUAAAUAACUAUUAAAUUGAAAAGUGUAAAAAACAUUAAUGUUAAAAGGAAGUAUUAUGUAUCCAUCCUAAUUGUUUAUAGAAGAAUCCAAUAUAAUUAUAGUGCUUACAAUGUAUUACACAAGAUAGCAAAGAACAUCAAUCAGAAGAUUAUAUUAAAUCUAUUGUUAUUGUAAUGGAAGGAUAGUCAUAAAAAAAAGAACUAAAUGAAGAAUUAUAGAAGAAUUUUAAGUAUGACAUUAAAAAAUCAGUUGAUAUUAAUUUAUUAAAAAUUAAUGAAGCAUAAUAAAAUUACUAUCAAAAUUAUGAAAAAUAAAAAGAAAAUUUAGUUUUAUUGGAAUAAUAAUAGUUAAGUCAAUUUUUAAAUCCUGAUUUUCCUAAAGAUUUUUUUGAUCAUCUUGAUUAGAAACCUUUUACAAUAACUAAAGAAUAAAUUAAUUUACAUUAUUAGUUGCUUCAUCAAGAUUACUAAAAUAAAUUUUAAGGUAUUUUUUCAAAUUAAGUCAAUGAUGAAUUAUAAUUUUUAACUGAGUUAGACUUCAAUUCAAAAAAAUUUCACUAGAAUAUUAUUAAUUAACAAAAAGAACUUGAACUAUGUUAACUAAAAUUUGAAGAACUUUAAAGGACGAUUCAAUCUCAUGCAUUUAAUAACAAAAUUGAAUAAUAAUUUAGCACACUGAACAAUUCAAUUAGCAGUUUUCAUUAAAAAUUGGAGGAUAAUUUUACAAAUUUGUAAUCCAAGCAUAAUAAAAUUCAGAAGAAUAAUAAAAUUCAAUUUAAAAUUUGA